Aricia agestis (brown argus) is the source of this 1944-nucleotide messenger RNA. Its product is annotated as transducin beta-like protein 2. The transcript is spliced from 6 exons. The record is from RefSeq and is a predicted model, not a curated record. NCBI's taxonomy places the organism in Eukaryota, Metazoa, Arthropoda, Insecta, Lepidoptera, Lycaenidae. Gene Ontology annotation, molecular function: protein binding. Gene Ontology annotation, cellular component: endoplasmic reticulum. Bases 134 to 1480 code for a protein of 448 amino acids. Gene Ontology annotation, biological process: endoplasmic reticulum unfolded protein response.
GCGGCUGGCCGCAGUUGUCAUAUUUCAAGUUUUACUUUUUAGUUCUGCUAAUUUCUUACCGCGUGAUUGUCAUUACUUUUGUAAUUUUAAAUUUUAAUAAUAUAUCGAUAAAUUCUUUACGAGUUUCGUGACAAUGGGAGAAUUUGAAGCGAAGGAAAACAGAAACGUAUACGUGUGGGCCGGACUUAUAUCGUUUGGGCUCUGCAUAAUGCUCCAUUUGAUUUUAAAAUAUGUUUUCGGCAAAAAGAAAACUGAGAAAGAAAUGAAUGAAACGCCGACUGAUACAGGCGUUCCAGCCAGCCAGCCUGAAAAGAAAGCGGUCGAGACGCGAGCGAGCACGAAAAACAAAAAGCGCGCGCCAUGGAAGGGCAAAACGGACUUCAACCAUCCUUGGAUGUACAAGAAUCUCAAGGGCCACCCUGGGACCGUCCUAAACGUGGACUUCUCCGCCAACGGGAAGUUUAUGGCUGCGACGUGUGAUGAUGGCUCGGUCCUGCUCUGGGACAUUCGCGACCUAAGCCAGAAGGAGAACAAGAACCUGCGAGUGAACAUAGAGUUCGACCACGCGUCCCACGUCGCCUGGAGUCCGGACUCCAAGGCCUUCAUCCUCCAUUUGGUGCAAGGGAACCAUAUCGUGGUGUACAAGAUUGAGAAGAAGAAGGACGGCACCAUCGGUUCGGCGACGCCUGUUAUUAAUUUUGAUAAGGUGCACGAAGAUGACGUCAUCGGCUUCGGCAUCUCCAGCAACGGCAAGUUCCUGAUGUCCUGCUCCUCUAAAACUGACAUGGUCAUAUGGGACUUGAAGGGCCAGCAGCUCUGCAGGCUAGACACCUAUCUGAUGAGCACUCAUACAGCCAAGAUCUCACCAUGCGGCCGCUUCGUCGUAGCCACGGGAUUUUCACCAGACGUCAAGAUCAUGGAGGUGGUUUUCACCAAGAGUGGUGAAUUCAAACACGUGGUGAAAGCGUACGAGCUGAGCGGACACUCCUCGGGUAUAUAUGACGUGGCGUUCGCAGUGGACACAUCACAUAUAGCGACUAUAUCUAAGGACGGCACGUGGAAGCUAUAUCAUACUAACAUCGACUAUACCCGCGGUGAGUCCCCGCACGUGCUGGAGACAGGUCGGUACACACAGAGUGCUAACCCGCCGCGUAUAGCGCUUUCCCCCAACGCCGAGGUCCUAGCGGUGGCAGUCGACAGCAACGUGGAGUUCUACGACACUUAUACCGGAGAGCUGUAUGAUACUGUUGAGAAUAUUUAUACAGGGUUGAUCAACGAUAUGCACUUCGAUCCGAGCGGCAAGUACCUCUUUGUGGCCGGCGAUCGUGUGGUGAGGGUGCUACACAACGUGUGUGGGUACUAUACCACUAUAGCCACCGCUACACGACUGCUCAAAACCAAGCAGACGUCCGCCACACAGGAACGACUGAACAAAACUAUAGAGGAGUGCAAGAAAACGCUUGCUGAGUUUGGCAAGUAAUAUUCUACAGGAAUUAGCUGCCAAUUGAGACAUUUAAUGAUCACUUUGACGUUGGUUACGCGCUCAGUUUCUCUUCAGUUCAGUCCAUCAAUCUGGUAAGAUUGACGCGUAACUGAACGUCUAACUCAGUGCCGUAAAUAGCCUUAUUUGCGUUCUGUGCGAUCUUCUAUAACUGCGCCCUGUGCGGGCUUCUAUAACAACGCCCUUGGGUUUUUUUAGAUAUUAUAUUAGGUACAGAGAGCAACGCUACGUUUAGGCGUAUUUUCUUCCAUUUAGGGUGAUAAAACAAAACUUGGUGUUGGUAGACCAAUUACAAUAAUUAUUGUAAUUGGUCUACCAAUCUUCUAGUGCUCCAAUUUUAAUAGGAGCGCAGUGGGAACUUAUCGGGAGAAAACCGAAAAAAUAAUAGUCCUGCCUGGUCAGUGGUCUAGUCAUUCUUGCGGACCCCCAGAGCAUAGUAAAAG